This is a messenger RNA of Fusarium sp. VM40, 3090 nucleotides long. The record is from the annotation of a GenBank genome assembly. NCBI's taxonomy places the organism in Eukaryota, Fungi, Ascomycota, Sordariomycetes, Hypocreales, Nectriaceae.
AUGUCGAGUCCUAUCAACAUCCCAUCCCAGCAGCCUUAUCGACAAGGCCUGGCUGGAGAUCAAUCGCCCUUCCCAGAAACCGAGGGCCCAUAUAUGGGCUAUACUGAGCUAUAUGAAAAUGGCCACAUUUACCGCGCUGUAUCAUCCGGCUCUGGCAAAUUCGUUACUCUUAGUCCCCGAUGCGAAUUGCCUUUUCUUUCUUUCGUCGUCGAAAAGGACAGGGCGAAAGAUUCGAUGACAAUAGCCUUUAGGAGUAGACAUCUCAAACAGAUUAUCAGUCAUGUUCUCGGGCAGGAUGUCGUUCCACCAUUACAGCUGACUCUCGACUUCGGUCAAGUCCUGCAACAUUAUGUCGGUCUACGGUUUGAGCUUGACGAACUAGACUGCCACAGCCCUUAUGGAGACUUGACCAAAGAGAUGCGCUUGUUGGUGGAUGAUAUCUUGCUUGAGCCCUCACUUUAUGAUGGCAUCGGCAUUGAUGCCCUACGCCAACAGGGUAUCAUCAGCACCGCUCUUCUUCAAGACAUCCAUCAAAGGAAUAUGGAUAUUGGAAUUAACGAUCUCGAGGAAUGCUUUCGCCUCGGACAAACUCCCCCGCAAGAGGCCAACAAGUUUCUGGGAAUUCAGAACGCCGAAAUCUAUCGACUUGCGCAGACGGGCCGGCUGGACCUCGUUCGCGGACAUUGCGAGCCCCUCUUGCGGUCUAAUGGGAUUAGAAUCCUCUUUGACCCUGAUCUUCUGACGCAAAUUCUGGACAAAGGGUAUUGGGAUGUUUACGAGUAUAUCCUAGACCUUGUUGAGCGCACGCGACCCAUAUUGAAAGAGCUUCCUAAUGCCGAUUAUGUCGAUAUAACCUACGAUCCUCUCUGCGUUGCUAUUCGUUUAGGUCACUAUUACACAGUUAAGCUCCUUGUUGAGUGUCAUUACAUGACCUUUAUGGGAUACAUCGAAGACAUUCCUGGUGGCUCGGAUCGCGUUUUCACGCCGCUCCUGGCGGCGGUUCUAUGGCAGCAAGUGGACAUUAUCCCACUGUUGUUAUGUUCUCCGAUGUAUCAUGUUGAGUUACUCCAAGCCAACCAACUCGCCGCCGAGAUGGGUCUCCCUCAUGUCUUACAAGCCCUGGCCGACUUACCCGUUGAGUCAACAUCGGCUUAUCAAGGCAUGAGCGCAAAAUAUCCAGUUCCAAAAGCACCUCAAUUCCACCCUACGAGCUUAUCUUCACCCAAUUGCACACCAAUUUCUCUGUCUCCUUCUGGAAAUGGCAGCAUUUCGGGUAUUAGCAGUGCGCUAUCUAACUCGUGGACAUGCUCAGCAGUUAACGGCGACUAUGACCCUGUCACCUCUAUUCCAAGCAUCGCGAGUCCUGGGAUGCUUUCUCAGGCAACUCCAUCUCCUAUACUCCCUGAAAUUUAUGUCUCUCCCAAAGAUCUUACACUAUCUGACCCUGUCUCCUCGCCCCGGUUUGAUCCUCCAAUUCUGCACAACGUGCCUGUUGGCGUCCCUCAACAAGUUUCCCCUGUCUCAAUACUUCAGCAACCUACUACUCAGUCAUUGUUUAUUGAUUACACCAAAAGUCACCGGCUCCGGCAAACUCUAGGGCAUGCUUCCGUGAUACGGUUACAACAGCGAUGUUGGAGAAUAGGCACGGUCUGUGAUGGACAUGGCAACUCGAGCGAACAUGAGAUCAUCCGGGAUCAGUGCGCAAGUCCCAAGACUGCCUCGAAAUUGGGACUCAACUACAUGAGGAACAUCAUGAGGAACGAACUACGACCCGAGCUUAUCGGGAUCCUUCAAGCAUUAUUAGUGGCGGAUGCAUUGAUCUGUCAAGCUCCUGAUGCAGAAAAACUUGAAGAAGAGUUCAUCAAAGAUCUCUGCCGAUGGAGGUUCUUACUUCUUGGUAAGAAUGCAGAUACGGAUAUGUUCGACGAAUUUGUUUGCGCCGCCUGGAAGACCGAAUCCUUACCCGCCCCUGCAACACUGGAGACAUGCGGGGAUCUCCUUCGGUUUGGCGAAUUAGUAGAAGGUUUCGUUUCUCGCACCGACAUAAAACCGCCCGACCCAAAGCCUCAUGGCAGCCGACUACGGACAGUCCAGAGACAACUCAAGGGCGUCUAUAACCAAGAUCCACAACCAUUCGCGAAUAUGGCGUCGAGGAGCUCUAGUCUUCUGCUUGAAGCAAGAGCAAUAAUUCCUAGAAUUGAAGUUAUGGACCCCAAGGUAGUUAUGAUACUAGAGUCGGUAGCGUUCAACGUUUUAUUUGCAACAUCGUCUUUUCAAGACAUGGAAGACAGCUGCUUCCUAGAACCACUGUUCGGGACACCAGCAAGCAUCAAUCGAACAUCUGCAACUCUGGAGAGUUCUCUUAAUUUCGAACUGCCAGACCAACUCUCCUGCGACUCCGGUAUUGGCAUGGAACUCUCUGUCAAAGACUCGAUGAGUCCGAGGAUGCCAGGUACGAAAGAUGUCAGUCAUAGGUCUCAGGCCUCGAGUCCUUCAACGAAACCCUCGGGGUUUGCAGAUGGAGUGUACGAUUCUACAACACAAUACACAGAGAACUUCAACUUGGCCGACUUUGAUUCGCUUCUCCCUGGCCUAGAUGGUAUCAAAAUGUUUGAGACGGAUGGGCAAGCGGCGGAUGCGCUUUUUGGCUACCCUUACAUCACCGUCACGGAGGAUGUACUCAACAUGGACGCUUCUUUAUCACAAGAUCCAUUCUCUGCUCAACCCCUAGACAUCCAGUUCGUAUCUAUGUCACCUCGAUUGUCCGAGGGCGAUGACACCUAUCCAUCGCUUAGCAAGAUAGACCUGCCACGGAGGAUGCCAGGCCCCCAGUCUCCGUCCCGGCCAAAUGGGUUCGGCCUUACUUGCGAUCACUGCGGCAAGUUGUUCUCAAACAGGGGGAAUCGCAACAAACACAUGAAUUCUGCGUGCCGAAACAAGUCAAAUCCCAGAUUCCCCUGUCGAUACUCUCAUCUAGGUUGUACCAGUAUGGCCACUACCGUAUGGAACCGAGAUUCUCACGAAGAGAAGUGGUGUAGCCACAAUCCUAAUUUAGAACGGAACAUGAAGUCCACAGGUUUGACGAGUUAA